CGUGACUAAUAAGCAUGGAUUGGGAAAACAGAAUCACUGCUGACUCCUUCGGAUCAUUUGUCUUCUGAAGCUGGAACCGUGAGCAUCGUAUUUCGUAUUUCGUGUUCUUCCGAGUGUUGCGCGUUCUCCGAUCUUCUGAGCCGAUCUGUGAAGAUUUGAGUGUGUUUUUGAAUUAGGCCGUUUGUCGAUGAUCAAAGUUUCGCUCCAUCGGAUGUGUACUUUACUCCGGACCGUUUGUUAGUGCGGCGCAUGUUAAAAACCAAUCAUACGGGAAAUUAUGUCUGCGGAAAACUGACCAUUUCGAGGCGCCGUCGGUUGGUCAACGGUGUACGGGUACGUCAUUCGGAAAGGAAAACGCCAAUUGGAACACAAUAAACAGAAAACCGACCGGGAUGAAACGAUACUGUUUUGCAACUUUUCUCUCGCUGGAAAACUUCAGGCCAAACGUAAUCGACUUAUCGAGAAAAAUGGGUGAAUAAUUCGACUUAUUAACUUACACCCACAAAUUAUCCGGUUGAACCCCGUUUAUUGUAUCGCAGUGUUUUUACUAAUGUUAUGGUGGAACCAAUAUCUGAAUAGGACAAGUUUGUUUGAUUUUCUCAAUUGACAACAAAAACACACACAAUUGAAGAAAAGGAUUUACGGAAAACAGGCAACACGAAAAGCGUUUGAAGUGACUCGUAGUAAUUUGUUAUUUAUUGAAAAAGAUAAAUAAAUCAAAUUGAAUCAUCAAUCGAUCGCAAGACGAUAUUUUAGCGAAACACAAAAUAUGACAGCUUAAACCAGUGCUGUUUUGGAGAGAAACAUCAUCAAAGGUUAACGCUGCGUGCUAUUAUGGUUGUCUAAAUAAUUGCGGUCGUGUUUACCGUCGGCUUGAAUUGAAUUAUUUUAAUAUUUACGCAAUACUAAUUUGGUGCUGUUAAUUAGCUGAAAAACACACACAUUUGUACUCAUUGAAGUGCUAUUAUUCGUUUGUUAUCCAGUUUUCAACUGCAGGGCAGCGAAAGUUUCGAUUAUUCGAAUCAUUUAAAUCACAAAGAAUUUAUAUGGGCAGUUGUCCACGGAGGAGAAGGGAAGGUCAAAUUCGUUAAAAAUCUGUCCACGUGGUAUGUGGAUGGCCCCUAAUUAGAGGCAGAUGAAUCUGACAAUGAAACGGCUGCUAAUACUCUUCUCAUUCCUGCUGAUUUAUUCAUCCGGUCAUCGGAUACAACUGUCCGAUUCGAUUCUGGACAUCAUCAACACCCGGCACGUCGAACGGGUCCUGGCAGAGCGACGCAUGAAUGCCUCGCGGGAUGAGAAGCGAUACCUGGUGCAGAAUGAGCUGAUGGACGAGGACGGUGCGACCGAGGACAGCAGUACCGGGGUUGACCUGUAUCAGACGCCCGAGGUGGCGAUCGAUUUCGACUUCAACGGGCGGCGUCAGUCGGCUUCGGCUGUUGCAUUCAACGAAACCGGUGGUGGCGGAGGUUAUCAGUACCAGUCUCCGGGGGGUUCCUCCUCCAACGCGGAUAUUUUGGCCGAUUUGCAAGCGUACCAUCGGGGAGACAAACUGCUCAAAUCGAGCAAGAAUGCACUGGUAGUGACGCGAAAGGAGUACCUGAAGAAGGACUGGUGCAAGACGGAACCACUGGUGCAACGAAUUCGGGAAGAAGGAUGCCUCAGCCGGACGAUCAUCAAUCGCUUUUGUUAUGGGCAAUGCAAUUCGUUCUACAUUCCAAAGUCGCCUAAGCGCAGGCGGCAUCAUGCCGGUGGAGGAGGUGCCAACGGACGUCACGCUGGUCACGGAGGUCACCACGGAGGUGGCGGCGGUGGUGGCCGGCGAGAGGUGGAUUUGGACUUUGAAGAUGAAGAUUUGACGGGACCGGCGUUCCGCUCGUGCGCUUUCUGUAAGCCCAAAAAGUUCACUUGGAUCACGGUGACGCUGAGGUGUCCCUCGCUAGUGCCACAGUUGCGCCGGAAGCGCAUCCAACGCAUCAAGCAGUGCAAAUGCAUCGCUGAGCCGUUGAAUUAGAGUCGUUGUUAUUUUGUUAAUGUUAGUGUUGCUGCUGCUGCUGCUGCUGGGAGAGAUGAGAAACGUGAAAGCGGAACGAGUGUGCGGUGGCGGCGACGGCGGCAGCGUGCUUCGCCACUGUGUAGGAUGAUCGAGGCGCGCGCGAAAGUGACUGUCGAGUGCGGUUGAAACGCACUCGGUGUAGUGGGAGCAAGAAUAUGCAAACUCCCACCGUUCGACGGUACGAAGUCGCGGCAGACAGUCCAUUGACAACGACGACGAUGACGGCUUUCGAGUGUGACUCACUCCGGGCGUUUUGAUUAGCACCUGUUUUCAGGUGUGCACCACAGUAUCAACAACAAUAAAAAUGGCGGAAAGAUUGACGCUUGACAUUGUAAGCCAGCUCCAAUUCGGAUCGAUAAUCCGCAAACGGAUGGCAACCGAUUGAUUAUUCUAAUGAGACACUCGAUACUGUCAGUAAUCCGAUAAAUUUGCGCAUUACUAUGCUCUGGCGGCUGCCUGCGAUGCGCGAUGAUGAUGUUUUUGUGGCGAAGAAGCGUCUAGAGGGGCUUUUGAUAGUAACGGGGGAAUGCGAUGAAUCAGCACCGUUCAGGUCAGGUCGAUUUGGAAAGUGUGAGAUGUGUUUGCAAGCUAUUACAUUUUGAAAUGGUUUUGGGAACAGUUUAACAAAUCAAUUUGAAAUUGGAUUCCGCCAUUCCAUCUGCGUCAAUUUACGCUGUUUUAAUUCACAGGCAGCCGCAAAGUACCAACUGGAAUCCCUUCGUUUGAAACAGCAAAUAAGUAAACGCGUAUGAAGGCCAAUAAAAAGUAACUUGUUAACGGAUCCGAAGGUCUGCAACAAGUUUGAUGAUAGUACGAUACUAUUUUUGUAAAAUAAAAAUAGAAAAGAAAGGGAACGUACAAAAGUACAUAUUUUAAAAGUGUGUAACGAACGAAACGAUAUUUUUACACAAGCAAAAAAAAUCUAAUUGAAAGUUAACCGCGAAAAUCAGCUGUUAUUAACGAUAUUACUAGAUGGACAUUAGAAUAACCAAUUACAAUUACUAUAUGUGUGUGUAACCUUUAUCUUAGUAAAAGGCUGGUUCCCCCUUUUGAUUUGUAGAAUCAAAUGAUGCUUUAAAAUAAUUGUUCUCUUGUUUCUAAGCGUUGAACAUAGGCAUUUCAUAUAAUAUAUUGUAUUGCAAAAUAACUUAGCAGCCGUAAAUGACCGUAGUGCCGCCAUAUAUUGUUUCAUAACUAAAUUUAAUUGUUAUUUAAUAAACAAAAACAGAAAAGCUCUAAAACAAAUGUUCCUAUUAAUAUGUAAAGUUAAGUCAAGAGCAGUUGUAGAAUUGUACGCAGUAUAUAAUUUAUUUGUAAUAUUUUUAUCAUGUACGACGCCAUAUGCUCUUUAGAUGUAGUGAUUCCGAGCAGAAGCAACCAGUGGAGCAUCUUUCUUGGCUUUUGAGUAAACAAAUCAGUGUGAAACCAUAACUUAAUACAGGCCAAACAUGACCAUAAUUACUACGAAUUACAAAAGGUGUGAUCUAUUAAAACAGAGCGUGAAGCAUGACGAAGUGGAAAUUCCGAUCGUAAAAAGUGCUUUGUAAUUGUUCUUGUACCUAUUCUGUUUGCUUCCUUGUACGAAAGAAGAACGAAAACAAAAGCUAAACUAGACUAUAUUUUAGUAGGCAAAAGAAGAAAACACGAAAAAAAGUCCAUUAAAAGCUGUCGAUACACUCCCGAGAAAGUGUAAACAAA
Molecule: messenger RNA, 3751 nt
Organism: Wyeomyia smithii (pitcher-plant mosquito)
Lineage: Eukaryota; Metazoa; Arthropoda; Insecta; Diptera; Culicidae
Exons: 4
Coding region: 1136-2011 (291 amino acids)
Biological process (GO): animal organ morphogenesis
Molecular function (GO): BMP binding; receptor ligand activity
Source: RefSeq, a predicted model, not a curated record